AUGAUUGAGGAAAAACCUAGGGCAUGGCACGACUUGCUCCCGGAAGCCCUUUGGGCUUACAGGAUCUCAAAACGCUCGGCCACAGACACAUCUCCUCAUGCCUUAACCUACGGUCAUGAUGACAUCGUUCCAAUGGAGUUAAAGGUUCGGUCUCUUCGUGUGGCAGAACAGCCUGGACAAGAAGGGAAGGAUUAUGCGCAAGCCAUGGCUCAGGAGUCAGAAGAUUUGGAGCAAUCCAGAUUCGAUGCUUAUAACCUAAUGCAGGCACAGAAGCAGAUUGCUGCGAGAGCCUAUAACAGAAAGGUCAAACAAAAGACCUUUGCCGAGGGCGACUUAGUAUGGCGAGCCGUGCUUCCUAUCGGGAUAAAGGACCCUCGGUUCGGCAAGUUCUCACCCAAUUGGGAAGGUCCGUUCAUUAUUGAACGAAUCCUUGGCCGAUGUGCAUUUCAAUUGAGAAAUAGGGAUGGGGAAUGGCACGACUUGCCAAUAAACGGCCAGUAUUUGAAGAAGUAUACCCCGUCGUUAUGGGAAACGACCGAGAAAGAGUGCUAA
Molecule: messenger RNA, 552 nt
Organism: Prunus avium (sweet cherry)
Lineage: Eukaryota; Viridiplantae; Streptophyta; Magnoliopsida; Rosales; Rosaceae
Source: RefSeq, a predicted model, not a curated record